AUGAGUCACAGAAGUGUAGGCGGAGAGCAAAGUCGAGUUUUCAGCGCCUCCUCUCUUACAUGCUCAUCCAAAAAGAAAUGAAGCCCCUCCCAUAAACCCUGGAAUCUCUCUCUAGAUCCCCCUUUUCUCCCUCUCCAGAAAAUGUUGUCUCCCCAACUCCUCCCCAAAACCCCUAAUCCAUUAUCUUCUAUCUACACGCCAAACCCUUUUAAAUCCUUAAACCCCAAAACCCUCAAACCCUCCAAGCCAAACUUCAAGCCCAAACCUCACAACCCCACUACCAUUCAAUCGGUUCUUCAGUGGAACCGCAAACCCCAGCUCGCCGGGGACACCCCCCGCGUCGUCGUCAUCACUUCCGGCAAAGGCGGCGUCGGCAAGACUACCACCACCGCCAAUGUCGGCCUCUCCUUAGCCCGCCUAGGCUUCUCUGUCGUCGCCAUUGACGCCGACGUCGGCCUUCGCAACCUCGACCUCCUCCUCGGCCUCGAAAACCGUGUGAACUACACCGUCGUUGAAGUCCUCAACGGCGAUUGCAGACUCGACCAAGCUUUGGUUCGCGACAAGCGGUGGUCGAAUUUCGAGUUGCUGUGUAUUUCAAAACCCAGAUCGAAACUCCCGAUUGGAUUCGGAGGAAAAGCCCUAACUUGGCUUGUGGAUGCCCUUAAAGCUCGUGAAGAAGGAUCGCCGGACUUCAUUCUGAUUGAUUGCCCAGCCGGCAUUGACGCCGGAUUCAUUACGGCGAUCGCUCCGGCGAAUGAGGCGGUUUUGGUGACCACUCCGGAUAUUACAAGCUUGAGAGAUGCUGAUAGAGUUACUGGACUGCUCGAGUGCGAUGGAAUCAAGGAUAUAAAAAUGAUUGUGAACCGGGUUCGGACGGAUAUGAUAAAAGGCGAAGACAUGAUGUCCGUUCUUGAUGUUCAAGAAAUGCUAGGAUUGGCAUUGUUGGGAGUGAUUCCAGAGGAUUCCGAGGUGAUUCGGAGCACAAAUAGGGGGUACCCACUUGUGUUGAAUAAGCCUCCCACAUUGGCAGGAUUGGCAUUUGAGCAAGCAGCAUGGAGGCUUGUUGAGCAGGAUAGUAUGCAGGCUGUUGUGGUAGAGGAGGAGCCAAAGAAGAGAGGGUUUUUCUCAUUUUUUGGAGGAUAAAAUCAAGCUGGUUAAUGAUGGUUUUUGGAGUUUGAAGUAGGAGACAAGGACUAAAUUUCGAAGCUGUGUACAGUUGUAAGUAGAGUUUGUCUCUCCACAUUUGGAUUUUUUUUUUUUUUAAUGUGUCUUUGUGCUUUGCUAGCAGUUUUGUUUGGUGCUUUAAUUGAUCAAUUGUUUGCAGACCAAGUUUCUGUACUGAAAAAUUCUUGUUUGUAGCAAUCAAAUGUAUUGAAUCCAAUGAUAUGGAAGGCUCUGAAUUCUUGAAGAUCAAAAUUAAUUGAACUCAGAACUUGUUUGAUA
Molecule: messenger RNA, 1443 nt
Organism: Vitis vinifera (wine grape)
Lineage: Eukaryota; Viridiplantae; Streptophyta; Magnoliopsida; Vitales; Vitaceae
Product: septum site-determining protein minD homolog, chloroplastic
Exons: 1
Coding region: 142-1143 (333 amino acids)
Biological process (GO): negative regulation of cell division
Cellular component (GO): cytosol; cytoplasmic side of plasma membrane
Molecular function (GO): ATP hydrolysis activity; ATP binding
Source: RefSeq, a predicted model, not a curated record